This is a messenger RNA of Lynx canadensis (Canada lynx), 1336 nucleotides long. RefSeq names its product HIV-1 Tat interactive protein 2 (gene HTATIP2). Gene Ontology annotation, cellular component: cytoplasm. Gene Ontology annotation, biological process: import into nucleus. The record is from RefSeq and is a predicted model, not a curated record. The transcript has 6 exons. The coding region runs from base 102 to 830 and encodes 242 amino acids. Lineage: Eukaryota; Metazoa; Chordata; Mammalia; Carnivora; Felidae.
UGAUAUCCGGGCCCGCGGCGCUAAGCGCGGCGGCGGCGGCACUGCUGGCCGCCUUGCUCCUGCUGUGGCUUGAGGACGCGGGGCCGGAGGCCGGCUCCAGCAUGGCUGAGACUGAGGCGCUGCCGAAGCUUCGGGAAGACUUCAGGAUGCAGAAUAAAUCUGUCUUUAUUCUGGGGGCCAGCGGGGAAACCGGCAAAGUGCUCUUAAAAGAAAUCUUGGAACAGAACCUGUUUUCCAAAGUCUCGCUCAUUGGCCGGAGAAAGCUCACCUUCGAUGAGGAAGCUUAUAAAAAUGUGAAUCAAGAAGUGGUGGACUUUGAAAAGUUGGAUGACUACGCUUCUGCCUUUCAAGGUCAUGAUGUUGGAUUCUGUUGCCUGGGUACCACCAGAAAAAAAGCCGGGGCGGAAGGAUUUGUUCGUGUCGAUCGAGAUUAUGUCCUCAAGUCUGCGGAGCUGGCAAAAGCUGGAGGCUGCAAACAUUUUAACUUGCUGUCCUCUAAAGGAGCUGAUAAGUCGAGCAAUUUUUUAUAUCUGCAAGUUAAGGGAGAAGUGGAAGCUAGGGUUGAAGAAUUACAAUUCGAACGUUACUCUGUGUUUAGGCCUGGAGUUCUCUUGUGUGAUAGGCAAGAAUCUCGUCCCGGUGAAUGGUUGGUUAGGAGGUUCUUUGGCUCCUUACCAGAAUCUUGGGCCAGUGGGUACUCUGUGCCGGUGGCGACUGUGGUUAGGGCAAUGCUGAACAACGCAGUGAACCCAAGUGGCAAGAAGAAGGAACUGCUGGAUAAUAACGCCAUCCAUGACCUGGGAAAAGCCGAUGACUCUCUCAAGCCGUGACCAUGCUGGGGAAAUGCUUCCCUCUGUAAAAUGCAACACUCACCACCUAAUUGGUACUCUCGGUGUCUAAAAGAAGUCAGUGUGUCUUAACUGCGGUUUCACUAUUCUCAGCUGCCAGAUCCAAUAAAAAAAUUAUUGUGUUCUGCAUCAGCAGUGCAGAGCCUGCUUGUCCGUAUAUGUACGUCACCCAGGGAGCUUUUCAAAAUUAGAUUCACAGGCUGUGCCUCAACCUCUGAAUCAGAAUCUUCAGGGUGUGAGCACAGCGAUCUGUUGAUUUGUUUUAGCUUCCCCUGGUGGUUCUGGUGCCACUGGUGGGGAGGCCUGCUUUGAAAGGCUUGUCUGCCGUCAGAGCAGCAGUACAGACCUUUCAUAUUUUGCAGGGGAGUUCUGUUCCAAAAUUGUCAUAUUUGUGUUUCUUAGUUACCCGGUGCUGACUGCUGUAUUUGUGUAAAGGAACAUUGUGCCUUACUACUUCUUUAAAAUAUGUAAUAAAAGUUAUUACAUAA